AUGAAAAACAAAGAGGCAUUUAUUCCAAAAGAAACGGUUAAGCGUUUGGCGACAAUUCACAUGACGACCCAAAACCUUCCAAUUACUGAUCUUUUGCUGUGCGAGUUUCACAAAUUCAUCAGCAAAAUGGAGAAUGGGUUGAAUCUGAAGGCAAUGGAUGCAGAGCAACUAAGAGAACAUGGCCACAAGAUGGUUGAUUUCAUUGCCGAUUACUACAAAACUAUCGAGAGUUUCCCUGUUCUCAGCCAAGUUGAGCCAGGAUAUCUGCGGAAGCUACUUCCCGAUUCUGCACCAGUACAGCCCGAAUCCUUGCAAGCAGUUCUUGAAGAUGUUCAAACGAAGAUAUUGCCAGGGGUCACCCACUGGCAAAGUCCGGACUAUUUUGCCUACUUCCCCUCUAAUAGCAGUGUCGCAGGGUUUCUAGGAGAAAUGCUGAGUGCAGGAAUUAACAUGGUAGGGUUUAGUUGGAUAACUUCUCCAGCUGCUACAGAACUUGAAAUGAUCGUUCUCGAUUGGCUUGCUAAUAUGCUCAAACUCCCUGAUGAUUUCCUUUCCACAGGGGCAGGUGGUGGUGUAAUUCAGGGGACAGCAAGUGAAGCUCUUCUUGUUGUGCUUCUGGCUGCUCGUGAUAAAGUUUUAAGAGAGAAAGCAUGCCAAAUAGCAGGAAUCCACCCGGAGAAUUGUAAGCUGAUAAGAACAGAAAUCUGCAAUGAGUAUGCUCUUUCUCCCGAAUCACUCACUGAUGCAAUCUCACAUGACCUUGCCUCUGGUUUAAUACCUCUUUUCCUUUGUGCGACAGUAGGCACUACAUCAUCUACAGCUGUGGAUCCUUUGCUAGCACUUGGAAAGAUUACCAAGAGGUAUGGAAUAUGGUUUCAUGUGGAUGCUGCUUAUGCUGGAAGUGCUUGUAUUUGCCCAGAAUAUCGGCAUCAUUUGAAUGGAAUUGAAGAAGCCGACUCAUUUAACAUGAAUUGCCAUAAAUGGUUCUUAACAAACUUUGAUUGUUCAGCACUAUGGAUAAAGGACAGACAUGCUCUCAUUCAAUCUUUGUCAACAAAUCCUGAGUUUUUAAAGAACAAAGCUUCCCAAGGUGGUACAGUUGUCGAUUACAAAGAUUGGCAAAUUCCUCUUGGACGCAGAUUCAGAUCAUUGAAAUUGUGGAUGGUGUUACGGCUUUAUGGGGUUGAAAAUCUUCAGUCUUAUAUACGAAACCAUAUCGACUUGGCUAAGCAUUUUGAACAUCUUGUUUCUCAAGAUCCACGCUUUGAGAUGGUUGCCACGAGGACAUUUUCGUUAGUUUGCUUUCGUGUUGUACCUGUCAACAAAAAUGAAGAUUAUGUGAACAAAGUCAACCGUGAACUUUUGGAUGCUGUCAACUCAUCCGGAAAGAUCUUCAUCUCUCAUACGGCUCUAUCGGGAAAAUAUGUCUUACGAUUCGUGAUUAAUUACCCGAGUUUUUCCAAAUAUGAUUUCCUCGGGUGUCUUUUGAAGCGUGAACCUGAAAGCGCUUACGGUUUUGGGUAUCUCUUUAACAUAGUUGAAGCCAGUACAGUAUUAAUAAAGCUUGGAGUUGAAAUGGCGGCUACACCCAUGUUGCCACCAAACUUAGGACCUGGAGAUGGAAAUGCUCCAGCAGCUCCGCUUCCACCAGGGACAGACAUGACCGGAAUAUGCUUCAGGGAUCAACUGUGGCUGAACACAUACCCACUUGAUCGCAAUCUUGUCUUUGAUUACUUUGCACUUUCUCCUUUCUAUGAUUACACAUGCAACAAUGAACAACUCAGGAUGCGCUCAAUUCAUCCUUUAGACAUCUCUCAUCUUUCUAAAAUGACAGGAAUUGAGUUCAUGGUGAGUGAAGUUAUGGAGCCCCACCUAUUUGUGAUGCGUAAGCAGAAGAGAGAUGGUCCUGAAAAAGUCACUCCAAUGCUUACAUACUAUGUGCUCGAUGGCUCAAUAUACCAAGCACCACAACUUUGCAAUGUCUUUGCAGCCCGAGUUGGGAGAGCUUUGUAUCAUAUAUCAAAGGCUUUUACUACUGCAGCCUCAAAGUUGGAGAAGAUUGGGCAUGACUCAGAGAAUGAGAAUGUGUCCCUUGAACCGAAGGCUGCUAAGGAGACUAUUGACUUUAAGGAAGUCAAACGAGUAGAUCAUAUUCUUGCCUCAUUACAACGCAAGCUUCCACCUGCCCCUCAACCGCCUCCAUUCCCGGAGGGUUACACACCGCCAUCAACUGCAGAAGGAGACCAAGGCCCCCCUGAAACCGACCAACCAGACCCCAAACUUCCUCUCGUGGACCCCAUCCUUGACCAAGGUCCCUCCAAGCGACAAAAAUACACUUAAUCAAAUUGUUGUAAUAUAUUCCCAACAGAUUAUUUAUUUAUUUAUUUAUUUAUGGGUGUUUGAGUAUUUGUUUAACUAUGCAUGCAUGGAUAUUUUUCUCGUUAGUUUUGGUUAGUCAAAAAGUUAAAAUGAGGUUAGUUGAGCUUGAGUCAAAAUGGAUAGAGACAGAGAGUUUAGGGUUUAUCAAUAUAUUUCUACAUAUCGUGCAUCGUUGUUAUAAUCUAAUGUAAAAGAUAUUGUUUUUAAUGUUUAAU
Molecule: messenger RNA, 2594 nt
Organism: Lactuca saligna
Lineage: Eukaryota; Viridiplantae; Streptophyta; Magnoliopsida; Asterales; Asteraceae
Source: the annotation of a GenBank genome assembly